UCUCACCACUGCUCACUGCUCUGCUCGCUGCUCUGCUCACUACUGUUCGCUGCUCACUCCUAGAGAUACAAGCUAAAGAUGUUCAAAAACCUCUUCUCGUCCGAAACCACCACAAACUUCCACCCCGUCACCUCCGCCUACCCCCCUCACUCCCUCUUCGGGCCUCUGGAGGCCAAAGACACCGAGUGGACCGCCGGAGGAGGGUUUGCGACCGAGACGCAGAUAUGGUAUGAGGUGCUUGAGAAUGGGGUGUUUAUGUUUUGUCAGAUUAUCCAUUCGUCUAUUGGACUCUGGAGCCCCCAAGUGCAGUUCACAUGCAAGUUCUACGACCCCCAGACAAACGAGCAAAUCUGGAAAUCCGCCAACGUCUCCCACUUCCUCACUCCUCCCCCUCCCUCCCAAGGGAGGACGUACGACCGCCGUUCUUCCCAAGCAGACAAGUUCAGGGUCAUCCAUUCCCCCGCAACAGCGACGGAACUAGAGUCGUACAAAGUCGAUGCCCAGCCCGACGAAGGGUUUCACGUUUCGCUCCUAGUGGAAAGGCCCAGGGAGAUAGAGGGGUUCAAGUUUGGUGCUGGGGCACGAGGGGGGUUCAGCUAUUUUGGGGAAAUGGACAAGCCUGACGGAUGUGUUGUGCACCGGUUUUGGCCCCGGACGAAAACGUCUGGCGUCGUGCUCGUUAAUGGCAAGGCGGUGUCUGCCUCUGGGCAGGGGAUGUUCGUGCAUGCUAUCCAGGGGAUGCGACCCAAUUUGGUGGCAGAAAGAUGGAACUUUGCGCAUUUCAUCAGUGGGAACGACGUUCUUGGAGGGGUGAGCGCGAUACAGAUGGAGUUCCGUACGCUGGAGAGUUAUGGACGGAAGGUCGAGGGGAGGGAGGGGGUGCAAGGGCAGGUGAAGGUCAAUGUUGGAUGUGUAGUCGCCGGGGGGAAGCUGGCGGCUGUUACUGGGGAGACGCAGUGGGUUGAUGAGCUUGAAGGGGAGAAGACGGGAGUCGUGAGCCGGGCUGAGCACAGAGAUGUUAUGGUGGAUAAGGAGACGGGGUACUCUGUCCCUUCGGCUAUCGACUGGAGCUGGAGUGCCCCCUCGCUCGGAGGGGAAGGAACGGUGAGCGCAAAGGUGCACAGUGACCUAGGCGGGUUUAGGGGGUUGUUGGAGAAAGUGGACGUGUUGGCUGAGAUCCCGUAUAUGGUAAGGAAGGUGAUCAAUUAUGCGACUGGGACGAAGCCGUAUAUCUACCAGUAUUUUAACCCUGCGAAGAUGGAGGUUAGAAUGCCUGGGAAGGAGGCUGUUGUGGUUGAGGGAACGUUAUUCAAUGAGGCUAGUUUUAUUUCUAACACCUCUGACCCUCAAGUAGAUUAGAGAUUAGAUGUUGCUUACGUUAAAUGAUUACGUGAUGUACGG
Molecule: messenger RNA, 1401 nt
Organism: Dacryopinax primogenitus
Lineage: Eukaryota; Fungi; Basidiomycota; Dacrymycetes; Dacrymycetales; Dacrymycetaceae
Product: oxidative stress survival Svf1-like protein
Exons: 4
Coding region: 79-1359 (426 amino acids)
Biological process (GO): response to oxidative stress
Cellular component (GO): cytoplasm
Source: RefSeq, a predicted model, not a curated record